Molecule: messenger RNA, 612 nt
Organism: Trematomus bernacchii (emerald rockcod)
Lineage: Eukaryota; Metazoa; Chordata; Actinopteri; Perciformes; Nototheniidae
Product: formin-binding protein 1 homolog
Biological process (GO): signal transduction
Molecular function (GO): protein binding
Source: RefSeq, a predicted model, not a curated record
GCCUGGUUCUCGGAGGCUGACAGCAGACUGUCUGAGAACGGCAGCCGGAGACAGAGCGGAGGUUGUGGGUCAAAUUCCCAGGUGACAACGCCGGGCAGCAGCAGCCUGAAGCAGCUGGACAACCGCAGUCCAGCCAGCAGAGAGAGUCCGGACGGCAGCUACACUGAAGACAACAGCGCUGAGCUUCACUUCAAGUCCCGCAGCUCCGAGUUCGAUGAUGACUUCGAUGAUGAAGAACCAUUACCGAGCAUCGGCACCUGCAAGUCCCUCUACCCGUUUCAAGGUCAGAAUGAAGGCACUCUGUCGAUGGUUGAGGGGGAACUACUUUCUGUUGUGGAAGAAGACAAAGGUGACGGCUGGACAAGAGUACGGAGGAACCUGGAGGAGGAGGGAUAUGUCCCCACCUCCUACAUCAAAGUCUUCCUGGAAAGCAGCGCCAAAGGCUUUGUGCAGAGUAGUCGGCUAGUCUAGCCAGUGAGGACGUCCCGCCACAGGAAGUGAUGUAAAGGAAAGAUUUCUUCACCAGAACAUCAGAUAAAGGCUCUUUAUGACAUCACUAUGUGCACCAGCAGGAACUACUGGAACGGCUGUGGGAACAAUAAAGGAUUUCUG